CCAUAUUAAAAGCAGACGGAGUUCAGCUGGAGCGAGUUUUCCCUCAUCGCGAGGAGUUGGAUUAAGUUUCUUCAUGCAACUUUUUUGGAAAGAAACCAAGACCAUCUCGCUGGGAAACAACAAGAAACUUAACGGUGACACCGUGCGCUCCCUGAUCACUGCAGGUGCCGCCUUCUCCUUCAGUCCCUCCGGGGAGAUGUACCAAGGGUUUCCCGGCGACCCCGACAGCGGAUCCCGUGGAAGCUCGUCUCCCUCCAUAGAGUCCCAGUACCUAUCCUCCGUGGACUCCUUCGGGAGCCCGCCCACCACCAGUGCUCCGCAGGAGUGUGUUUCAGCGGGUGCUGGCUUGAGCAUUGUGGGCAGCGGGCCAGGAAGCAGUGUCGGAGGUGAGAUGCCAGGUUCAUUUGUGCCCACCGUCACCGCCAUAACUACCAGUCAGGACCUGCAGUGGAUGGUGCAGCCAACCCUCAUCUCCUCCCAGGCCUCCGGGCAGAGUAGCUCCACUGGCACCUCGACCAUGACCCAGCCAGUGUCUCUGGUGGACCCGUACGACAUGCCGGGCCCCAGCUACUCCUCGGGGUCCUGUUUCACCCCUCCCAGUUCAGAAACCCCAGUGCCGGCGCCGGGUCCCAUCCGGCAGUCCAGACCCCGCAGCCGCCGUGCACGAGACGAGUCUGUGAGUGAAGAUGGAGAUGUUGGUGUGUUACUAACACCUGAGGAGGAGGAGAAGAGGCGCGUUCGCCGAGAGAGAAACAAGCUGGCUGCUGCCAAAUGCAGAAACCGCAGACGGGAACUGACAGACAGGCUGCAAUCGGAAACUGACGUACUUGAGGAGGAGAAGGCGGAGCUGGAGGCCGAGAUCUCCGAACUGCAGAAGGAGAAAGAGCGUCUGGAGUUUGUACUGGUGGCCCACCAGCCAAACUGCAAGAUCCCGUACCAGGAGCAGGCUCAGCAGGCCUCAGUGCAGUCCCAGCUCGCUCCUCAGAGCCUGCCACCUCCCGUCUCCAUUGUGGGCUUGACUGUGAAGGAGGACUCUUUCUAUCUCCCUCCUGCCUACUCUGCUCACCCGGCCCCCACACAGCCCCAGCCUCCGUUGCAGCAUCAGCAAGUCCAGCAGCAGCAGCAGCAGCCUCAAGCAGGGAUGAUGCAGGAGGUAGAGUUUUCUAGUUCUUUCUACGGCUCAGCUGAGCCAGCACCUGGUGGGCCAUGCCUUAUGGCCAGUGACAGUGGUGGUGGUGGUGUUAACCAUGACGAUGCCGCCAUUGGCAGUUACAACACCUCAUACACAUCUUCAUUUGUGUUCACCUACCCAGAGGGAGCCUGCGGGGUCAGUGCCAACCAGCGGAACAGCAGUAGCGAGCAGUCAUCCGAUUCCCUGAACUCGCCUUCGCUGCUGGCGCUCUGACUGACCGACAGACACAUGCAUGCACAGAUUACCACUCACACGCCCAAUGCUCACUGGACACAGAGGCUGACACGAGUACACGCACAGUGCCAAUCAGUCUCCCAGAUUGAGGAAAAACAAAGUGCCAAUCAUUUGAACUUGAUUGGGUGACAGUUUGCACGUCCUGAAAUAUAUUCCUAUCGAGAGCCAUAGAAAAAAAUGAAAUAAAUAAAUUGCACAUCAGAUCGAGCCUUUAACAUUUGAGCUACAGCAAAGAAUACAUUCUUGUUUUGUAUUUAGUCGAAUAGUUGUAACAGGGCACGAUUAAUGCCUUUCUAAAACAAAAAAGAAAAAAAAAGUGCAUUACGAAAACCUGCAGAGCCUCUUCAAACCUCUUUAACUUUUCCACAUUUUGUCACAUUAAACCGCAAACUUCAAAGCGUUUCAUUGGGCCUUUAUGUGACGGUCCAGCAGAGAGUAGCCGAUACUUGCUAAUUGAAAGGAAACGGAUUUCUCACAGAUAAAGUUCAAAGAAGGAACGUGCAUUUAUAAGACAAUCCUUUGGUGGUGUUGGUGUCAUUUGGUUUACGUCUCUGACAUCCUUGUGCAUCUGGAGACUGUAAUUGUUGUCCAUUGUUCCUUUCAAAAUAGCUCAAACUCAGACAUAUUGACUGGAGAGCAUCAGUGAACACCAAUUUUCAGCACCUGUCAUGGAUUUUGAACUGGACCUGGGUCCAAACUUUAACGAAUCCAUCGUAAAGCAGACGCAUCGGUUGAUCUAAACUCUUCCAUUAAAUCUUUGCUUGUACGUUUGAAGUUAUUGAGCUGCUGGAAGGCGAACCUCCACCUCAGAUUUAAGGUCUAUCUCCAGGGUUUAUCCUCCAAGGUUGUUCUGUGUUUAUCUCCGUCCAUCUGCCAGCCAACUCCGACCGCACACUUGCUUGUGCCCCUUUACACGGCUUGUUGAAAAUUGCGAAGGGUUCUUCUAUUGGCUCUCUUUCAACAAUUCAUCAAUCUUGCAAUUUUUCUAUAGGAGCCAUGACUUGUGGGACUGACCACCAGUUGAUGUUUAGUAAACGUCAACCCGAGCUGUGGAUCUCUAAAGCUCCCCCAGAGAUACCACGGGCCUCUUGGCUGCUUUUGGAUAUAAAGUGACAAAGUGUGGAAAAUUCAAGGCGUAUGAAAGCCUUUUGCAAGGGACUGCUCGUUACCAGUCUAAAGUGCUCUGAUUUAAAGAACUGAUUCACAAUGAAUUUUUCUUAUUAAAAUACUCUCAUUGAGUAAAAUAGAUGUUAUUGCUGCACCCCAACACACACCAGUGCCCCCACCUUGUUCCCUCUGUCGGUUGCCCUUCUGCUAGUGCUCUUGCUUUCAUUCUUGUUCAUUAUCUUUUUUUUUUUUUUCCUCGUCCUCCCUGUUGUUGAAUGUAUUUGUGCAGAUCUGAAAUAAAGGACCAAGGACAAUUUGUUCGGGGUCUUUUCUUGUGGAAGACAGACACAGCUCGCUCACCCGUAACCUUCCAUCUGCUCGGCUGCUCUAUAUGCUUCUUCAUUUGCUGCUUGGACUUGGCGAGUUGAGGAUCUGAGUAUCACAGCUUCCUCUAAAUCUUGUGCUUUUUGUUUAAAAAAAAAAAAAAAAAAA
This is a messenger RNA of Xiphophorus maculatus (southern platyfish), 3025 nucleotides long. RefSeq names its product FosB proto-oncogene, AP-1 transcription factor subunit (gene fosb). Gene Ontology annotation, cellular component: nucleus. NCBI's taxonomy places the organism in Eukaryota, Metazoa, Chordata, Actinopteri, Cyprinodontiformes, Poeciliidae. The transcript is spliced from 5 exons. The record is from RefSeq and is a predicted model, not a curated record. Gene Ontology annotation, molecular function: DNA-binding transcription factor activity, RNA polymerase II-specific; RNA polymerase II cis-regulatory region sequence-specific DNA binding. Gene Ontology annotation, biological process: regulation of transcription by RNA polymerase II. The coding region runs from base 74 to 1405 and encodes 443 amino acids.